CGUCGUGACAACUCUCUCACUACACCUCCUCAUCUCACUGUAUUUUAUUGCUCAAUUCAAAAUGUCGUGGCUAUCUAUCCCCGCCGAGUCUCACUUCUCCAUCGCCAACAUCCCCUUUGGCAUCAUCUCUACUUCAUCAAACGCUACGCCUCGACCUGCUGUUGCUAUCGGCGAUCAUGUUUUAGACCUUGAUGCUUUUGCAAAGGGAGAUGGAUUCUCGGGUAGUUCUGAGAUUCAGAAGCACGCUGAUGUGUUUUCUCAACAAUCCCUGAAUGCUUUUGCUGCUCUCGGUCGUCCAUUUCAUCGCGCGACAAGGAGUUAUCUCCAGGAUGUCUUUGCAAAAGAUACCAAGAACCCAGUACUGAAGGAUAACCAGAAACUUCAAGACGCUGCCCUUCUGAAGCGCUCUGAUGUUAAGAAUCACCUUCCUUUGACCAUUGGAGAUUACACCGACUUUUACGCUGGCAAGAAUCACGCUUUCAACGUCGGUUGUCUCUUCCGUGGUCCCGACAACGCGCUCCAACCCAACUACACUCAUCUCCCCGUCGCUUACCACGGAAGAGCCAGCAGCGUUGUCGUAUCAGGCACACCAAUCCGACGACCCUGGGGACAAAUCCUACGUCCUGGUAACAAGGUUCCUGACCUCGCGCCAUGUGAGAGGCUUGACAUUGAGCUCGAGAUGGGCAUGUUUAUCUGUCGUGAGAACGAGAUGGGAAGUCCUGUUCCUAUUGACGAAGCUGAUGAGCAUAUCUUUGGUUAUGUUCUCAUGAAUGACUGGAGCGCACGAGAUAUCCAGGCUUGGGAAUAUGUGCCUCUUGGUCCUUUCACGGCUAAGAACUUGGGUACGAGUAUUAGUGCCUGGGUCGUGCUGGCUGAUGCUCUUGAGGGGGCGAAGGCAGCUGGUAUCAAGAAUGAUAAUGAAAUCCUGCCUUAUCUAAAGGAGAAGGAGGAGAAUAAUGUCUUGGACAUUGACCUCGAGGUCGAAAUCAUCACUGCCGCUGGUAACAAGAACCAUCUGAGCAAGACCACCUCGCGUAACCUGCUCUGGUCAUGGCCUCAGAUGAUUGCCCAUCACACCAUCACAGGCUGUAACCUUCGACCUGGUGAUCUUCUUGGAUCAGGUACUAUCUCCGGUACUGAGUCUGGUACCGAGGGUAGUAUGUUGGAACAGACCAAAGGCGGCAAGGUUCCCAUUCAAUUGAAGGACGGCGAGGAGCGCAAGUUCAUCCAGAACGGCGAUACACUGAUCAUUCGCGGUGCUUAUGGAAGUGGUGAUAAGAAGGUUGGUUUUGGCGAGGUUUCGGGGCAAAUCCUUGAGCCUCAUCCUCUGUUCAAGUGAAGCAAGUUUGGGGAAACGUAUAGGUAGUAUGAAAAGCUAAAUAGACUUUACUUGCAUCAAUUCGUUUGCCAUCUUUGUAUGGAUUCUACCCAUAGCUUAGAAUGCCAGAUCACGGCAGCGUAUAACUCCUU
Messenger RNA from Fusarium oxysporum Fo47, 1470 nucleotides. RefSeq lists its product as uncharacterized. The record is from RefSeq and is a predicted model, not a curated record. Gene Ontology annotation, biological process: L-tyrosine catabolic process; L-phenylalanine catabolic process; homogentisate catabolic process. The transcript is spliced from 2 exons. NCBI's taxonomy places the organism in Eukaryota, Fungi, Ascomycota, Sordariomycetes, Hypocreales, Nectriaceae. Bases 62 to 1339 code for a protein of 425 amino acids. Gene Ontology annotation, molecular function: fumarylacetoacetase activity.